Aureobasidium vineae is the source of this 597-nucleotide messenger RNA. The record is from the annotation of a GenBank genome assembly. Lineage: Eukaryota; Fungi; Ascomycota; Dothideomycetes; Dothideales; Saccotheciaceae.
CUCGGAGGCCAUCUGUUAGACGUCAGCAUCAGCAUAACCGGCAUCAAUUACCAGAAGAAGAACUACGUCGAUCAGCACGCAUCGCUAGACAACACCAAGACCAAAUUCGAGACAACAACCAAUAUCAUCAACCGCCCCCAAUGGCAGAUGUUGCACGCCGCACUUAUGCUCGCAAUGACCACGGUCCUCGCAGUGUCGAACAUCUUCCUCCUCGCCUUACACCUUAACCAUCACCACCUCCCCACCCACCUCUCUAUCCCCCUCAUCCCCUUCAACACCCGCAUCCUCAUAACCUCCCGCCAACGCACUCGCCCCACAAACCUGCUCGCCGUAAUCUCCCUCUGUUCUCCCUCUGGCGUCCCCCUCCCCGCCGGCCACCUCCUCACAACCUCCAAACUCAUGGAUUCCGUGUCUGAACCUUCCCGUUCCGAUCUCUCCACCUUAGGCAGAGGACACAGACAGGAAAUCGUGGGUGUGGCAGGGUUUGAUGGUUUGUGUGUACAGACGCAGGGGAGUAUAGAGUUAGAGUUACCAUUGCGAGGAUGGAGGGGGAUGGGUGGGAGGCAGUUGCUGAGGUUGACAGUGCGGUGUUUAGGG